AUUCAAAAAAGUGCAUUAUUUUAAUCAUGAAAAAAAAACUCUUACUGAUUUUGUUUACGUAACUUUAUUACAUAACGUUGCAAUAAAUUUCAGAUUCAUAUUGGUGAUACUGGUUUUAUUGUGUCUGGCUUCGAUAUGGUCUAAUGUCAUAGCAUUCAAUUUUGUAAUUGUAUGCAUGAAUAAUAAAAAUGAUACACUGAUUACUUACAAUACGAGCGCCGAUCCAAAUUUAUUUACAACUACGCAACGCACGUACUUGACAUCAGCUGUUGCUGGAGCUACUUUAGUAGCAAAUUUCCCUUUAGUAUGGCUAGUAAAUCGUUUUGGAAUUCGAUACAUUUUCACAAUACUUGGAGUGCUUUCUUCUUUAGCUACCUGCAUUUUACCUUUAGCUAUUAUGCAUGGAUAUUACUAUUCUUUAGGAGCACGUAUCUUGCAAGGCAUUGCUUUGGCUAGCAGUUUUCCGGUGAUUGGAGCGUUUACAUCUCACUGGACUUACUAUAAACAGAAUGGCCUGUUUGUUAGUAUUCUCGUUGCAUAUUUGCAACUUUCACCAGCCUUAACAAUGCCUCUCAGUGGCGCACUGUGCUCUUCUACACUGUCUUGGCCUUCUGUAUGCUACGUACAUGGUGUUGCAUCCCUAUUAUUAUUCAUUAUCUUUGUCAUUUUUUACAGAAACAGUCCUUACAAGCAUCCGUUUGUCAAUGCAAAAGAGCGACAAAAGAUUGCUGUAGGCAAGACAGAAUGUUCAAAAGGUGAAAUAACUCGUGUACCUUAUUAUGGUAUCCUAAAAACAGGAUCAGUAUGGGCUGUAUGGAUCGCUGCUGUGGGAAAUUUCACUUGCGUGAAUAUGCUUUUUCUAUACUCACCAAAUUACCUACAUGGUGUACUUGGGAUGCCAAUGGCCGGUACUGGCAUUGCUGCUGCGGCUCCACCGUUGCUACAAUUCAUUAUUAAAGUUGCCGCUGGUUUUUCUUCUGAUAAAAUCAAAUGCUUAUCGGAAACUGGAAAGUUGCGAGCAUAUAAUUCGAUAGCAUUUGUAGGAUGUGCAAUAUUCUUAUCAAUUUUGUCAUUUAUUCCGGCAUCUCAAGGUUUUUUGGCUACUGCCUGUCUUGGACUUGCAGCUGGCUUUCUUGGUUUUACAACUGGUGGUUUCUUCAAAGCAGCUCCACUUGUAUCUAGACAAUUUAGUCCCUUUGUCACAGGGAAUGUUUCAUUAGGAAUAACUAUAACAAUGCUCAUAGUGCCAGUAAUGGUUUGGGGACUUGCACCAGCUAACGAUAUUGUAGGGUGGCAGAAAGUAUUCCUCGCUACGGCUGCUACUUUACUCAUAACAAAUGGCAUAUUUUCAAUACCGCAACCUUCUUUAAGUUCAAUUUCAGCUCCAAUGGAAAGAAAAAAUAGAAUCCAGUUAAACUGA
This is a messenger RNA of Thelazia callipaeda (thelaziosis nematode), 1420 nucleotides long. Lineage: Eukaryota; Metazoa; Nematoda; Chromadorea; Rhabditida; Thelaziidae. The record is from the annotation of a GenBank genome assembly.